Microsporum canis CBS 113480 is the source of this 993-nucleotide messenger RNA. RefSeq names its product pyrroline-5-carboxylate reductase. Gene Ontology annotation, molecular function: pyrroline-5-carboxylate reductase activity. The transcript has 2 exons. The coding region runs from base 1 to 993 and encodes 330 amino acids. Gene Ontology annotation, biological process: L-proline biosynthetic process. NCBI's taxonomy places the organism in Eukaryota, Fungi, Ascomycota, Eurotiomycetes, Onygenales, Arthrodermataceae. The record is from RefSeq and is a predicted model, not a curated record.
AUGUCUUCAUUCAUGGAUGGAACCCUUUCUCUCGGUCACUCUGGGACUACAGUGACGUUUCUUGGAUGUGGAACCCUUGGGACUUCGAUCCUGUCCGGCAUAAUGGCAUCUCUCUCUGAACCCAGGAGUUCGUCAGCCUAUCCUCCACUGUCAGGUUCCGCCACGCCUUCAGAGGGUUUGCCCUUGCACCAGAUCCCAUCUCGAUUCAUUGCCUGUGUACGAAGGGCCGAGUCGGUGAAGCGUAUACAGCAUAUCCUGAGCCCGUACCACCUUCCCUUGACCAUUCUGCAAAACGAGAACGUCAAAGGUGUCACCGACAGUGAUGUCGUCAUCCUCGGCUGCAAGCCAUACAUGCUGAAUGACGUUCUCAAUGUUCCCGGAAUGAGAGAUGCCCUCAAGGGUAAACUCUUGAUCAGUAUCCUUGCUGGUGUGCCGGCUGAACAGAUCGAAGAGGUCCUGUACAAGGACUCUGAUGUUGACAUGGCAGACAGAUGUCGUGUCGUUCGUGCGAUGCCAAACACUGCCGCCAUUGUUAGGGAAUCGAUGACCGUCAUUGCUAGCACCAACCCGCCACUUUCCCACAUCCAGAACACAAUGGUUGCCUGGAUCUUCACUCGUGUGGGUCGUGUCAUCACUCUCCCCCCACACAUCAUGGACGCAAGCACUGCUCUGGCUGGAUCCGGCACUGCUUUCGUCGCCCUUGUUUUGGAGGCCCUGGCUGACGGAGCCGUCGCCAUGGGUCUCCCAAGAGCCGAAUCACAGUUGAUGGCUGCUCAAGUUAUGCGUGGAACCGCUGGGAUGGUUCUCAACGGUGAGCACCCGGCUCUGAUUCGUGAGAAAACUAGCACCCCUGGUGGUUGCACUAUCGGUGGCCUUCUUGUUCUCGAGGAAGGGCGAGUCCGAGGAACGAUCGCACGCUCUGUUAGAGAGGCAACCGUCGUUGCCAGUCAACUUGGCAAGGGUGUCCAGGGCGUUAACGGAACAAGAUUCUAA